This is a messenger RNA of Suillus bovinus, 1196 nucleotides long. RefSeq lists its product as uncharacterized. The record is from RefSeq and is a predicted model, not a curated record. The coding region runs from base 126 to 1055 and encodes 309 amino acids. The transcript is spliced from 9 exons. NCBI's taxonomy places the organism in Eukaryota, Fungi, Basidiomycota, Agaricomycetes, Boletales, Suillaceae.
CGACGGUGAAGCUACCAUCAGAGACCACGAACAUUGGGCCUUCCCAGUCAUCAGAACCUCACGAACAGGAACGUACUUCCAAAGAUGCACCGGAUAGCAAUCCAACACUCCAGGGAGGAGAAGUCAUGGCGGAGAAAGACCAGCCAAAUCCGAGUCUCAGUGAACUAACAAAUGUCAUGAAGGACGUAUUGGAUGUUCUCCAGAACUCGACGAUUGCGUCAAAGAGUGGAAAAGACGAUCGGUCUCGUUUCUGGGGGAUGUAUAAAAGAGUCGCAGAGGAACACGACGGCGAGUUCCUCGAGCGAUAUACUACUGACAUGGACAUCGUCUUGAUUUUCUCUGGUCUUUUCUCCGCCGUCAGCUCGGCUUUCAUUGUCGCCAUGGAGUCUGAUCUCAGUCCCGACCCCAGCGACACCACGAAUGCUCUUCUCAAGCAAAUCGUCCAGAUCGGACUUGGUGACUUCACUGCAGCAGGCUCCGCCCCCGCAGACCCAGCAUCUACAUGGUCGCCAGCUGCGUCGACUGUGAGGAUCCAAAUGGUCGUAUACGCAAGCUUGUCCAUGAGCUUACUAGCAGCGUUCGGGGCCGUAUUAGGCAAGCAAUGGCUCGGGUACUACAAAACAAAGAGAUAUGGUCGCGGGUCGCAGGAGGAUCAAGGGAAGCGCAGGCAAGAGAAGUUUGAAGGCCUCGUCGCAUGGUAUUUUGAUGCCGUCGUGCAAUCCUUUCCUGUCCUGCUUCAGAUCUCCCUCCUUCUCUUUGGGGUUGCCCUCGGCGCAAAUAUGUGGCACAAGCAGCCCGGCAUCGCCUGGGUCAUCAUUUCCACAACAGCCUUCGGAUUUCUGUUCUAUUCGCUAACGGUGAUGGCGUGUUUGAUAUCUCCCGCCUGUCCAUUCCAGACGCCGAUCUCGAUAGUGUUGCAAAAAUUGCACAUGGACAGUUCUACGCCCAGCAUUCAAACGAGUCUUCAGUUAUUUCCAGCAGCUCACGACGUCAGCGCAUGGUGUGCUGCAACGAUUGCUUGGUACCGUCAGAUCAAGAUGGACCCGAAUGUCUGAAGUACUUGCGGGCCCUGGCUGCAUUUUUUCCUUCCGCACUCUUCGGCAAAGGUUGUAGACGCAGAAGCACAAUCACUCGACCAGGAUCUAGAUGUUUUGAAGGAAAAUGAUGGCAUCCUUACCCUUGACCUUCCGGACACA